AAGACAAGUGCUAAAUUGUGUGCUAUUUUCAUUCCAAAUUACAUUUCCACAAACACACUAUAAUUCAUUACACUCACUCCUAAUGUAUUCUAAUAGUACUAAUAUUUAUUUUUCUAAUGAUUGGUUGAUGAAGCAAAAUCUCGAUAAUUUGUUUUGAAUCGUUACAAACAUAAAGAGAAAAUUAUAAUCCUCCCGAUAUCUCGAAGUUUGAACGGGUCUAUUAACGCUGUCAAAAAUGCUAUUGUUUAAGUUAGUUGUUGCUAAUAAAUUGCAAUGUGAACAACAUCACAACUGAAAUGGCAUCGAAGCAAGAAAUCGAAAUUGACGAAAGUCUUUAUGUAAAAGAUGUUGAUGAGACUGAAGGUUCCGAAGAAACAUUACCCGAAAGUAUCCCGCUGAACGGUAAAUCUCGUGUGAGUGACUUUUCAUUUGCUUUAUUAAUGCAAAAGUGUGGUUCCAUUUUAUUGAACAAAAAAAAAACAAACAAAGUGAAACGACUGAAGGAAACAGCAAUGACAAAUGUAAUUAACGUCCUUGCGUUCGAAAACGAUGUAAUUUUAACAAAAAAUCAAGUUUAUAAGAAAAUUAAUAAUAUGAAAUCAAGAGUGAAAGAUAAAUGUCUAAGCGGCAAGAAAAUUCAGCUCAACGCGGGUGAGAAAAUAUUUGCUGCACUUAUGGAAACAGUCGGAUCUUCGACCAUACCGGAAGCAACCGGUGAAUUAAUGGACCUGUCUGGUAGUGAAUUGGCUUUACGUGAUCAAGGUUUGCUGUGCGAAUCAAUCGAAAUUGAUCCGACAUCGGAAUCACAAGCUGAUAUGACACCGUCGAAAGUCGGAUCUUCGACCAUACCGGAAGAAACCGCUGAAUUAAUGGACCUGUCUGGUAACGAAUUGGCUUUACGUGAUCAAGGUUUGCUGUGUAAAUCAAUCGAACUGAAUCCGACAUCGAAAUCACAAGCUGAUAAGACACCGUCGACAGUCGAAUAUUAUAUCAUACCGCAAGCAACCGGUGAGUCAAUGGACCCGUCUGGUAGUGAAUUGGUUUUACGUGAUCGAGGUUUGCUGUGUGAAUCAAUCGAAAUUGAUCCGACAUCAGAGUCACUGUCGUCCGACAAACCGGAUUUGGUUUCGGUAAUUGAAACCGCCUCGAAUACGUCAUCAAAAAUUGUAGGAUCGAACAUUUUCGGUGAAUUUACGCAAUCAAACAUAAGUGGUGUAUCGGAUGACGAGCAACUAUCACCGAAAAAAGAUCGUGAAGAAAACGAGAUUCCCGAUUUAACGAAACAUAAUAUCGAAGAGCUUCAAAAGUUAGUUCUAAUAGAACAGCUGAAUGUUCUAAAGGCUGAAAAAAAGUUUUAUGAAAAAGCUUGUUAUGUUUUAGGUAAAUGUUCUCAAAGUUAAAAAAAAAA
Messenger RNA from Bradysia coprophila, 1408 nucleotides. RefSeq lists its product as uncharacterized. NCBI's taxonomy places the organism in Eukaryota, Metazoa, Arthropoda, Insecta, Diptera, Sciaridae. The record is from RefSeq and is a predicted model, not a curated record.